Messenger RNA from Sapajus apella (tufted capuchin), 1959 nucleotides. It is a transcript of the gene ALDH8A1, whose product is annotated as aldehyde dehydrogenase 8 family member A1. Gene Ontology annotation, biological process: retinoic acid metabolic process. The transcript is spliced from 7 exons. Gene Ontology annotation, molecular function: retinal dehydrogenase (NAD+) activity. Lineage: Eukaryota; Metazoa; Chordata; Mammalia; Primates; Cebidae. Bases 270 to 1733 code for a protein of 487 amino acids. The record is from RefSeq and is a predicted model, not a curated record.
CUAUGAACACAUAAGUAGCUGUUUAGUUUUACACACAAUUAUACAUGUCACAGAAUGUACUAGGAGUCUGUGAAACAUUCAGCCGCCCUCUUAGUUCUGAGUUUGAGACUGGAAUGCCCUCUGAGAGCGUCAGCUGUCCUCCCACGUUCACUGAUUGGCAAAGGGAAAUAUGGGGGCGGGGAUCUGGGACACUCGCUCAGGAGUCCAGACAGUGGUGGGACAACCUGAGUGCUCAGUCGUAAAGAGGAAAGGCAGAACUUUUCCUUGCCAUGGCUGCAACAAAGGCACUUUUGAUGCUGGAAAACUUCAUAGAUGGAAAAUUUUUACCUUGUAGCUCAUAUAUAGACUCUUACGACCCAUCAACAGGGGAAGUGUAUUGUAGAGUUCCGAAUAGUGGAAAAGACGAGAUCGAAGCUGCGGUCAAGGCCGCCAGAGAAGCCUUUCCCGGCUGGUCAUCGCGGAGCCCCCAGGAGCGCUCCCGGGUCCUGAACCAGGUGGCGGAUUUGCUGGAGCAGUCCCUGGAGGAGUUUGCUCAGGCCGAAUCCAAAGACCAAGGGAAAACCUUAGCACUGGCAAGAACCAUGGAUAUUCCCCGGUCUGUGCAGAACUUCAGGUUCUUCGCUUCCUCCAUCCUGCACCACACGUCAGAGUGCACGCAGAUGGACCACCUGGGCUGCAUGCACUACACGGUGCGGACCCCUGUGGGAGUCGCUGGUCUGAUCAGCCCCUGGAAUUUGCCCCUCUACUUGCUGACCUGGAAGAUAGCUCCAGCCAUGGCUGCAGGGAACACCGUGAUCGCCAAGCCCAGUGAGCUGACGUCAGUGACUGCGUGGAUGUUGUGCAAACUCCUGAAUAAAGCAGGUGUUCCACCGGGUGUGGUCAAUAUUGUGUUCGGAGCCGGGCCUAGGGUGGGUGAGGCCCUGGUGUCCCAUCCAGAGGUGCCCUUGAUCUCCUUCACCGGGAGCCAGCCCACCGCCGAGCGGAUCACCCAACUGAGCGCUCCCUAUUGCAAGAAGCUCUCGCUGGAGCUGGGGGGCAAGAACCCUGCCAUUGUCUUUGAGGACGCCAACCUGGAUGAGUGUGUACCGGCAACUGUCAGGUCCAGCUUUGCCAACCAGGGUGAAAUCUGCCUCUGUACCAGCAGGAUCUUUGUCCAGAAGAGCAUCUAUAGUGAAUUUUUAAAGAGAUUUGUGGAAGCUACCAGAGAGUGGAAAGUCGGCAUUCCCUCUGAUCCAUUGGCCAGCAUGGGUGCUCUGAUAAGUAAAGCACAUUUGGAGAAAGUCAGAAGUUAUGUCAAGAAAGCACUUGCCGAAGGUGCCCAAAUCCGGUGCGGUGAGGGGGUGGAUAAGUUGAGCCUCCCCGCCAGGAACCAGGCAGGCUACUUUAUGCUUCCCACGGUAAUAACAGACAUUAAGGAUGAAUCCUGCUGCAUGACGGAAGAGAUAUUUGGUCCAGUGAUGUGUGUCGUCCCUUUUGAUAGUGAAGAGGAGGUGAUUGAAAGAGCUAACAGCGUCAAGUAUGGGCUGGCGGCUACGGUGUGGUCCGGCAACGUGGGGCGCGUCCACCGGGUGGCUAAGAAGCUGCAGGCCGGCUUGGUCUGGACCAACUGCUGGCUCAUCAGGGAGCUGAACCUUCCUUUUGGAGGGAUGAAGAGUUCUGGAAUAGGUAGAGAGGGAGCCAAGGACUCUUAUGACUUUUUCACUGAGAUCAAAACCAUCACCAUUAAGCACUGAUCUUCGCUAACGGCGGAGCUUCUGUGGCCAAUGCCUGGCUGCAGAGAUCAGUUGCUCAGUGUGGUGAAUGAAAAUCAUGGCACUAAUUCCAGCUAUGCCUUGACGUGGCAGAAGGUUAUCUCCAGCUUAUCUUCUGUUCUUAGUUGGUAAUUUUACCCCCUAGUGAAGAGAUACUGUCUAUUUUCAAUGUGGACUCAGAAGAAAAGACUUCUAAAUAGGAAGACAG